UCAUUUCGGGAUUUAGAGAUGGAAAUAUACAAUGUUACUAAUUAUGAUCGAGUGGAAGACCGUCUACGCAUCACGGUGAAAUGUCCAAUGGGAGGCGAAUGGGAAUUUGUUAACGUAUCAAAUGACAAUACACUAUCUGGCGUGAUGAGUAUAUUUCCGUUCCAUGGAUGUAUAAAAUUAUACGUGGAGAAAGAUGGGUCGACGGCACACGACCGUCCAAAUACCGUUUAUCAAACGGAAAUGUGUCGUACCCGCAAUGAUCAAAGGAAUUACGUCAAUCGCGAACGAGGUCGUACAUCAAGGUAUAAAGUAAUGAUCUUUAUAAAUCUUUUUCGUGAUUUCUCAAUUAGUUUAGGUGCGCGAAAUUAAUAACUUUGUCUUGUAAGUGUUUCAGAGAGUUUGGAGUUCCAUCUCAGCCAGUUAGUGCAGCAUUGCCAUCUGCUGUGAUGGAUCCGUCUCCGUUGGUUGAUCAAAAUGAGUGGUCUACUGUCCCUCCUUAUCAAAGUCCACGACCAUCAUCUUAUGUUCACGAAUGGACGGAUUGGGAAGUCAGAACCACUAUCCCUCCUUAUCAAAAUGAAGGUCCAUCAUGUAGUGUUCAUCAAUGGCCGGCUUGGGAAGAAAGAAAUACUAGCCCUCCCUAUGUAGAUGAAGGUCCAGGAUCAUCUAGUGUUCAUGAAUGGCCGGCUUGGGAAGUAAGAAAUACUAACCCUCCUUAUGUAGAUGAAGGUCCAGGACCAUCUAGUAUUCAUCAAUGGUCGGCUUGGCCAGUAAGAAAUACUAUCCCUCCUUAUCAAAAUGAAGAUCCAUCAUGUACUCAUCGUGAAUGGACCAAUCGGGGAGUGACUACAACUGAUCUAUUGGACGUAAGUAGAAGUGAUGAGGAGUAUGUUAGUGAAACUGAUGAAGAGGAUCAAGGGCGAAUUGAUGCUGAUUCUAGUGAUGACGAGGAGUCCUUUGUUGCGUGUUCUUUGGAUCCUGAUCAUGACGGUGGCUUGAAUGCCCUCGCAUGCGCCAUUCGAGAUGAAGGUGUUGAAUGGAUUGAAAACUCAAAUGCCAACAACGAAGAUGUACCGGACCCGGUGGAAUUCGUGGAAUUUGAAGAUCAACGACAACGGUUUGUCCUGGGUAAUGAAUUAAUUAAUCAAAGCGUUGUUGAUGCAUAUAGUGAACAAAAUAUUGAUCAGGGUCCUCCAAGUGAUGAAGCAUGGGCUAAUCGGACUUUUUCUGAUAAAUCAUCGCUAGUAAGGGCCUUGGACGCUUGGCACAUUGCACAUAAUGUGCAGCUUAAAGUUGUUAAGUCAAAUACAACUAGAUAUACUGUGCGAUGUGUGGUCGAUUCUUGCCCUUGGAGAUUACAUGCCUCUCAACCGAAAGGUAGUUCAUUUUUUAAAGUAAAGACUUAUAAAGGUCCGCACACUUGUUUGGUUCCAAUUCUAAAUACAAGACAUCGAAACUGCACAUCAUCUUUCAUAUGUCAAUUUAUACUACCUACACUGAAGGCAAGGCUUACAAUGAGUCCGAUGGAAAUUCAAGCUCGAGUUCAGAGCGAGUUACACGUUAGCAUAUCAUAUAGCAAGGCUUGGCGGGCACAGAAUAAAGCACUACAAAUUAUAUACGGUAGUUGGGAGCAAUCAUACUGCGACCUUCCUCGAUACUUCUCUAUGUUGGAAUCAACAAAUCCAGGAACUAUUACAAAGAUUGAGUAUAUUAGUGUGGCGAGCAAUACGAGAAUGUUUUCACGAGCCUUUUGGGCUUUUGGACCGUCGAUUCAUGGUUGGGAGUAUUGCCGGCCAUUACUUAGUAUCGAUGCUACUCAUCUGUAUGGGAAAUACGGAGGCCACGCAUUAAUUGCCACAGGUGUCGAUGCGAAUGGUGGUUUAUUUCCGCUAGCUUUCGCAAUUUGUGAGGGGGAGAAUGGCUCGAGUUGGGAGUGGUUUUUAAGUUGCCUAAGAAGGUAUAUAACAAGAUCUCGAGUUAUUACACUAAUUUCAGAUCGUUUUAAAGGCCUAGCGAACCUCGUUGCACUUGUAUUCCCACCAUCUGAAGGUCAUGCGCAUCGAUGGUGUUUACGACAUAUGAAGGCCAAUAUGAAUAUUCAUUUCAAAGAAAAACACUUACUUAAAAUUUUUUAUCGAAUUGGGAGUGCUUCAGAAGAACGGCAAUAUUACGCAUUAAAGGAAGAAUUGAAGGCUAUGGAUGAAGAAGCUUGGCGUUGGGUUCACAAUCUUCAUAACGAUAGGACAUACUGGGCUAAAGCUUUUGAUGGUGGUCGAUGAUUUGGUAUUAUGACAACUAACCGAUCGGAAAGUUUAAAUGGGGUGUUGAGGAGAGUUCGCGCCUUACCAAUUACAACUUUUGUGAUGGCAACAUUUCAUCAAGUGGUAGAAUUCUUUCUAAAACAUCGAGGGGAGGGCGCUGCAAUGUCUACGCAAUUUGUAUCGAAUGUUGAAAACACCAUCAAUAGCCGGAUGAGAAGUGCUAGAGCAUAUACAGUUCGACGAUUUGCAUUUCACAUGUUCGACAUACUUACUGGGGGUGAUGAUCAAUACCAAGUGAUUAUCAAUGGAAGCAGUUCUACAUGUUCAUGUUUGUGUUUGCAACUCACAGGAAUCCCUUGUUCACACAUUUUGUCAUGUUGUAGUUCAUCACACAUGAACAUAGAUUAUUAUGGCUUAUGUUCUCCUUGGUAUACUGUCGCAUCAUAUUGUAAGACUUAUGAACCGCAGUUCAACCCCGUACCCGAUCGCCGUUAUUGGAUCGUGUCAUAUGAUUCCCCUAUAGUGCCACCACACGGGAGAAGAAAAAAGGGACGACCCAGA
Ananas comosus (pineapple) is the source of this 2822-nucleotide messenger RNA. RefSeq lists its product as uncharacterized. The coding region runs from base 447 to 2279 and encodes 610 amino acids. The transcript has 2 exons. Lineage: Eukaryota; Viridiplantae; Streptophyta; Magnoliopsida; Poales; Bromeliaceae. The record is from RefSeq and is a predicted model, not a curated record.